Messenger RNA from Bathycoccus prasinos, 4038 nucleotides. RefSeq lists its product with no specific name. NCBI's taxonomy places the organism in Eukaryota, Viridiplantae, Chlorophyta, Mamiellophyceae, Mamiellales, Bathycoccaceae. The record is from RefSeq and is a predicted model, not a curated record. The coding region runs from base 1 to 4038 and encodes 1345 amino acids. Gene Ontology annotation, molecular function: protein binding; mRNA binding; translation initiation factor activity. The transcript has a single exon. Gene Ontology annotation, cellular component: eukaryotic translation initiation factor 4F complex.
AUGUCUUCUUCUUCUUCUCCCGCGCCGGUGGUCCCGACGCCGCGGAAAGACGCCGCGCCGGCAGCGGCAACAUCAGCAGCAGCAGGAGGACCACCGCCACCGCGAUCGGGUGGUUCGUCGUCAUCGGCAUCAGCACAACAACAACAACAACAAGGAGGUGGAGCUCCGAAUGUUCAGCAAACACGAUCGUCGCAAGAUGGACAUCAGCAGCAGCAACAACAGCAGCAGCAGCAGCAGCAGCAACAUCAGCAGCAGCAACAACACAACAGAGGUCCUGGCGGGCCAAACGUCAUGGGUGGAGGACGAGGCCCUGGGGGUAAUUUUAACCCAAACUUUAUGAUGGGAAGAGGUAUGGGCGGCCAACAAGGCCAAGGCGGCGGUCGAGGCCAAGGCGGCAUUCCCGUGCAACAAGGUCCUCCGAUGUUUGUCCCGUACGGAGGGCCGCAAGGUAUUCCGAUGGGAUCGUAUCCCGGCGUCGGCGGCGCCGGGAGAGGCAUGCCGCAAGGGAUGCAUCCGGGGAACUACAUGCAAGCGCAGAUGGCGAUGGCGGCGCAGGCACAGAUGUUGCAGCAGCAAGGCAUGCGCGUGGGACCGCCGCCGGGUGGCGUUGGAGGCGUACCUGGUGUCGGUGGUGGAUUACCGAUUGGUGGCGGCGGCGGCGGUGGUGGCGACGGCGCGCCUCCGGCGGUGGCGCCGACGCCGGUGAGAGAACGCAAACCGAUUAAGAUUUUCAACCCGAACACGAAAGCCGAGAUCAAGAUUGAAAAGUCCGAGGAGGUGAUCAAAGCCGAAGCCGAGGCGAAGAAGAGGAAAGAAGAGGCGGAUAAGAAAGCGGCGGAAGAAAAGGAGAAGUUAUUGGAAGCGGCGCAGAAGCAGCAACAGCAACAGCAGCAACAACAGCAGCAACAGAGCAAGUCUGCGGCGCAAGUCGUCGCCGCUGCGGCGCAGCAACAAAAACCGCCAGCGGCGACGCCAUUGAGUCCACAACAAGCACCGCCUCCGUCAGUGGCGGCUCCUUCGCAACCUCCGGCGCGUCCAAGUUUUGCAAACUUGGCGGCGAAGAAACCGGCGCCGCCACCAGUUGCCGCGGCGCCGCAGAAAGCGCCCGAGUCUUCUCCGGCUGUAACGUCGUCGCCGCAAAAACCAGCGGCGCAACAGUCACCAGCGAAAGUGUCCGCGGCAGAUGUCGUGAAAUUGGCCGCGGAAACGGCACGGAAAGCGUCGAUUUCAGACGCUCCUCCGCCGACUGCGGCGUCUCCGCAAAAGCCGGCACAUCCUCCGUCGGCGCCGCCGCCAUCCUCGUCGGCGAGAGCGCCGGAGCCGCCGAAGCCGGCGGGUGCGCCGAUGCCACCGCAAGGCGCGCCACCGCCCCCACCGCCCAAAGAUGAGCCGAAAAAAGUGACGCCUUCUUCUGGAGAUGCAGUCGCGGCGGUGGUGGAAGCGCGCGCCUCUGCGGCGCAAUCGACACUUCCCGAAGCGACAAUGGCAGAGAAGCCGGCGGAUGGAAAGUACACCGAAGAAUUUUUGCGUUCUUUGAUGGAUUCUCCGUACAGCACAACGAAGUUUUUGAAAGGAUUUGAAGUUCCAUCGGACGUGGAUUACUGGCCCGUGCCUGGAUUUAUCGUACCGCCGGGCGUACAAUCGUCGCAACAAAGAAAUCAGUCGCGAGGCGGCAGAGGCGGCGGCGGAGGUCGUGGCGGCGGCGGCGGCGGCGGCGGAGGUGGUGGAGGCCAAGGUCAACCGAACUGGGACAAAGGUGGCAGAGGCGGUGGCGACGGAAACUGGGAGCACCGCGGUUUACCGGACGAACACAACAAUCGUCGCGGAGGCAACCGUCGAGACGGUGGGUACGGAAACAACAACCAAUACCGCGGUCCGCCGCCGGGCGUCGUCUUGCCGGAGUUGCACAAGACGGAGAAUGUCUACGUCAUCGGUAAAGUCCAAGACGAAGAGGAGAAGAAGCAAAGAGAGUUCAAGAGUUUACUCAAUAAACUCACGCCGGAAAACUUUGGGAAGUUGUUGGAGAAGGUUGUCGACGUCGGCAUCACCGAGCCAAAGACUCUGAUGGGUUUGAUUGGUCAAAUGUUCGAUAAGGCGUUAUUGGAACCGAUUUUUUCGGCUUUAUACGCGGACAUGUGUGCAAAACUUUCCGAACGAUUGAUCAAAGAUAACGUCCAGUUUAUCGACACCGCGGCGCCGGAAGGUCAAAACCAAAUCACGUUCAAACGCGUCUUGUUGAAUAAGUGUCAAGAGGCGUUUGAAUCUGGCGACGCGCAAAUCAAAGCGAACUAUAAACUCGUUGAAAAACACAAAAAGGCUUGUAAAACACCAUUAACGAAAGAAGACGCCGAAAAAAUCGCGAAAGAGGAAGCGAGUAAAGACGGCAGCGCGGACGUGAAACCGGAAGAUUUGGAAGAAGGCGAAAUCGCCCCGACGCCAAAAGUGAAAACGCUCGAAGAACUUGAAUUGGAUCGAAGACGCGAAAUGAAUCGAUUAGAGGAAGAGUUGUUGAAAUCGCGACGACGGAUGUUAGGGAACAUUCGGUUUAUCGGCGAACUCUUCAAGAAGUCCAUGCUCACGGAGCGUAUCAUGCACACGUGCAUCCAAAAGCUUCUCAAGGAAGGUGAAGCCGGAAAAGAUGCAGCUGCCGCCGCCGGCGGCGAUGACGACGACGACGGGCCGAGUGAACCAGACGAGGAAGACGUCGAAGCCUUGUCCAAGCUCUUAUCCACCGUUGGAGCGAUGAUUGACCACCCGAAAGCCGAGGCGUACUUGAACGCCUAUUUCCGAAGAAUUGAGACGUUGACGAAAGCGCCGCACUUGAGUUCGCGACACCGAUUCAUGUUACAAGAUGUCAUAGAAUUGCGUCAGAAAGGUUGGAAAGAACGUCGUGCAGCAGAAGGUCCGAAGAAAAUCGAUGAAAUUCAUCGCGACGCGCAGCGACAGGCUAUGGAGCAAGCGAGAGGUGGCGAUCGACGCGGCGGUGGAGGUAGCGGCGGGUCAGGGAGAGAGCGCGGAGGCGGUCCUGGCGGACCCGGUCUUCGUCGGUCCGACUCGCGAUCAUCCACGAGUAGAUUAGAUGGUGGUGGUGGUAGAGAUGGUGACCGGCGCGGCGGCGGUAGAGAUGGUGAUUCUAGAAGUAGUAGCAACAGAAAUAACAGCAGCAAACCGAGUGAGCGACCUCGCAUCGUGCAAAAACCGAGAGGCUCUUCCAUUUUAGGCGGCGGUUCCGGCGGCGGUAGCGGUGGCGGUAGCGGCGGCGCAGAUGUCGACUUCAAAGUCGUCGAAGGCCGCUCCAACCCACCGUCGCGAUCGAACACGCCAAAGAUCAACACCGGUAAAGGUGGUGAAUCGAAAGACGAUUCCAGUCGUCCGGAAACUCCGAGAAGCGACAUAGACUCUGAGUUUGACGAUGAUGCCGGAAACGAGGAAGCACGCAAACGCACGUUAGAAUACUUUUUGGACGAUAAAGACGUCGGUGAAGCGAUUAAAUCCAUCUCCACGUGGAAUAACGCUAAGAUUGGCAUCUUCAUCCAACAGUUGUGCACGGUUGGUUUUGAGAAACGAGGCAUGGAAUGGGAAGCGUGCGAAGAUUUAACCCGAGAACUUUCUCGAUCCGGGUACUCCGACGCCGUCUUAGACGGCAUCGCAGAAAUCUUCAACGAAUUGGAAGAUGUCCUCUGCGACCUCCCGAAAGCCGAUUCCAUCUUAGCCGGUUUAUUAGCCCACUCGUUAGCCGACGGCACGAUCAAACUCGCCGACGUCGCCAAGGCGUUGGAAGCCGCCAAACCCGACGGCGGCGACGACGGUCACGUCGUCAAAGAAGGCUACGCCUUGCCCUUGCUCUGUAAACUACUCAUUCGCGUCUCGAAGAUUGAAUUAGAAGACUCCGUCAAAGCCGACGCGCACGCUUUAGUCGAAGAAGCCAACUUGGACUUGUUGAAGUUUGUCGCCGAUUUCGAAGACGACAAAGAGAAAGCUUUGGCGACUGAAAUCGCGCACUACGAAGGUCUCAAAGAGAUUCUGGACGGAGAUUAA